This is a messenger RNA of Didymodactylos carnosus, 512 nucleotides long. The record is from the annotation of a GenBank genome assembly. NCBI's taxonomy places the organism in Eukaryota, Metazoa, Rotifera, Eurotatoria, Philodinida, Philodinidae.
AUGGAAAUUCCACUCAGACGUACUUUACCUUGUAUUGUUGAUAGUUUUGAACACGCUCUUAAUUCAUCUUUGCCAACUAAAUAUUUACAGAAUACAACGAUGGAAAACAUUUUAAAUGAAUUAAAGAUUGAACAAUGGCAUUCAGAUAUUAGUUAUGAGAACUCUUAUAAUCAAUGUUUACCAUUUAAUUGUACUUAUACGUAUGUGAAGCGAUGGACAAAUCUAAUGCAUGCAAUUGUAAAUGUUAUUGAAACAAUCGGUGGAUUAUCAACUUUAACACCAUCAAUCAUUAAACUAAUACUAAGAAUCAAAGAUCCAAAAACCGGAGAAUCAGGUAAGUGAGAUCUCUUUUUCACAUCUACACAAUGAUCGAUCAGAGACAUUUUCAUUUGUUCACAUCAAAGUUCGAAAAUGGAAAACUUCUUUGUUAUUGAAUUUUAUAAUCGUUAGUUUUUACGUAAUUAUUACUUUGCAGUAAUGAGUUUAUUUUCAAGACUAUAGACAAAAAAAUG